AUUUUCUCUAAAUCCCUCUUCUGUUUGCUAAAUCUCACUGUCACUGCUAAAAUCAGAGCAGAUAGAGCCUGCGCAAUGGAAUAAAGUCCUCAAUAUUGAAAUGUGACAUUGCUCUCAACAUCUCACAUCUCUCUGGAUUUCUUUUUUCUCAUCAUUACUGCUAACAAAUUCAUUUCCAGACUUUGCACUUUCAAGAAGCAAUGGAAAAAAUCAACAGUCUUUCAACACAAUUAGUUAAGUGCUGCUUGUGUGAUUUCUUGAAGCUUUCUGAGGCAGUGUGCUAAACAGCUUUCUGCUUUACCUCCUCAGAACUGGGAACCAUCUUAAACUGCAGGUGAAGAUGCACACUGCGUCCUACAUCCAUUUCUUCUACCUUGGCCUGUGUUUGCUUACCUUAACCAGUUCUGUUGCUGCUGGCCCAGAGACACUCUGUGGUGCUGAGCUGGUUGAUGCUCUUCAGUUCGUGUGUGGAGACAGAGGCUUUUACUUCAGCAAGCCCACGGGGUAUGGAUCCAGCAGUAGACGCUUACACCACAAGGGAAUAGUGGAUGAAUGCUGCUUCCAGAGCUGCGACCUGAGGAGGCUGGAGAUGUAUUGUGCUCCGAUAAAACCGCCCAAAUCCGCGCGCUCCGUACGCGCCCAGCGCCACACCGACAUGCCAAAAGCACAAAAGGAAGUGCAUUUGAAGAACACAAGUAGAGGGAACACAGGAAACAGAAACUACAGAAUGUAAGAACAUGCCAUCCACAAGAAUGAAGAAUGAAUGUGCCAUCUGCAGGAUACUUUGCUGUAAAUAAAUUAUUUGUUAAACAUU
Melozone crissalis (California towhee) is the source of this 814-nucleotide messenger RNA. RefSeq names its product insulin like growth factor 1 (gene IGF1). The record is from RefSeq and is a predicted model, not a curated record. Bases 341 to 733 code for a protein of 130 amino acids. The transcript has 5 exons. Gene Ontology annotation, molecular function: hormone activity; growth factor activity. Gene Ontology annotation, cellular component: extracellular region. NCBI's taxonomy places the organism in Eukaryota, Metazoa, Chordata, Aves, Passeriformes, Passerellidae.